Molecule: messenger RNA, 1017 nt
Organism: Miniopterus natalensis
Lineage: Eukaryota; Metazoa; Chordata; Mammalia; Chiroptera; Miniopteridae
Gene: BUD31
Product: BUD31 spliceosome associated protein
Biological process (GO): mRNA splicing, via spliceosome
Cellular component (GO): spliceosomal complex; nucleus
Source: RefSeq, a predicted model, not a curated record
CCCAGUCUCCCCGGCCGGGGAGACGCUAGAGUCGGCUGGUCAACACCCGGAAAGUGAGGGCAAAAAGCAACAGCAGUUCUGGUAUUCUUUACAGGCAGAGCUGCGGACACCUAAAAUGACGCAAUAUUUGUGCGAGGUGGGGUGGGGCUCUGCGAAGACCUCAUUCUGAAGGGAUCACCUGGGAAGCGGAAGCAGACGGGAAAGAAGCUACGGCCGAAGGCGUUGGAGGUUUCGAUGAUACUGAGUACCAGAGAGGGAAUGUGACUCCCCAAAGUCACAGAGUAAUUGGUAGAGCUGGACAAGGACAAGCUGUAAUUGAAGAGAGAUCUUUCAGUUACACUCUUGGGAAGCAGACCUAAGAUCUUUGCAAACUAUCUUGUGGGGAAAAAUGCCUAAAGUCAAAAGAAGCCGGAAAGCUCCCCCAGAUGGCUGGGAGUUGAUCGAGCCAACACUGGAUGAAUUAGAUCAAAAGAUGAGAGAAGCUGAAACAGAACCUCAUGAGGGAAAGAGAAAAGUGGAGUCUCUGUGGCCUAUCUUCAGGAUCCACCACCAGAAAACGCGCUAUAUUUUUGACCUCUUCUAUAAGCGGAAAGCCAUAAGCAGAGAACUAUAUGAAUAUUGUAUUAAAGAAGGCUAUGCAGACAAAAACCUGAUUGCUAAAUGGAAAAAGCAGGGUUAUGAGAACUUAUGCUGCCUGCGGUGCAUUCAGACACGAGACACCAAUUUUGGGACGAACUGCAUUUGCCGGGUCCCCAAAAGCAAGCUGGAAGUGGGCCGGAUCAUUGAGUGCACACACUGUGGCUGCCGGGGCUGCUCUGGCUGAGGCCCUCAUGCCCUGACCCCUCUCCACCCAGGACUCUGGACUUCACAGGUUUCUGCCUGUUGUGUCAGCCCCUUUCCUGAUAGCAGUUCUUCUCGCAGAGCAGUGCCCCAGGAACUAGCUGGAGCAUGGUCUCUACGUGUGAAUGCUUUGGUGUUCAUCAGCUGUGAUUUGUAGAAAUAAAACUUUUAAACCUU